Messenger RNA from Microdochium trichocladiopsis, 1737 nucleotides. RefSeq lists its product as uncharacterized. NCBI's taxonomy places the organism in Eukaryota, Fungi, Ascomycota, Sordariomycetes, Xylariales, Microdochiaceae. Gene Ontology annotation, molecular function: catalytic activity. Gene Ontology annotation, biological process: nucleoside metabolic process. Bases 1 to 1737 code for a protein of 578 amino acids. The record is from RefSeq and is a predicted model, not a curated record. The transcript is spliced from 3 exons.
AUGGACCGGUCCAAGAUGGCGACUGGACUCAGAGGUUGCCGUCCAACGCAGCCAGAGCGCUUGCCGCGAAGAGACGAGUACAGCGUAGGCUGGAGCAAUUACGAGCACAAGGAUAAUACAAGAGGCUGUGAGAUAUGCGACAGCUCGAGAUUGGCCAUCAGGGGAAAGCGGCGGGACGGUGAUGGGCCGGUAGUGCACUACGGCACCAUUGCCUCUGGCGAUCAGGUUUUCAAGAACGCGAGGCUACGCGACCGCAUUGGAAAGACACAUGGUGCUCUUUGCAUCGAGAUGGAGGCCGCUGGUCUCAAGCACGACUUUCCAAGUCUCGUCAUCAGAGGCAUUUGCGAUUACGCAGACUCUCACAAAAAGAAGGAGUGGCAGGACUAUGCAUCAGCCGCAGCGGCGGUGUUUGCGAAACUGUUUCUGUUGCACACUGCUACAGUUGCACGACCGGCUGCCGUGGCUGGCGGUAGCGAGGCCGAGAAGUCAGAGUGGGCAACGCACAUGGAGCGCCAGCGCGAAGUCUUCAAAAGUCUCUGGUUCGCACAGAUAGACUCCCGAUACGAAGACAUCACCGACCCUCAGGACGACACUUGUGGAUGGAUCACCCAGCAUCCAUCCUAUCUCGAUUGGUUGGACCCCAGUCAACUAUUCUCACACCAUGGCUUCUUUUGGAUCAGAGGCAAGGCCGGCGUCGGGAAGUCCACUAUUAUGAAGUACCUUUUCGAGACCACUCGGGAAGGGGCGGGAUCCGACCAUAUCGUUCUGUCAUUCUUCUUCCACGCCCGGGGUGGCGAGUUGGAGCGGUCAACGCCUGGCAUGUACCGCUCAAUCCUGUUCCAGCUACUGAGGGAGGUCCCACAGCUCCAGGCUGUGCUCGAGAGUCACGAAAGUCCCACCUGGUCGCUCAACAAGCUCCGCAACCUUUUGACAAAAGCAGUAUCGAUGCUACGGACGCUGUGCGUGACACUGUUUAUUGAUGCUCUAGACGAGUGCGACGAGGAAGAAGGCCUGGCGAUGGUCAAGGGUUUCCAACAGGAGGCCAGAACCGCUUUCGCAAAUGCUGUUUCUCUCCGCAUCUGUUUCUCCAGUCGGCCUUAUCCCGUGGUCGACAUGCGCAACGGGCUGCAGAUCGUUCUAGAUGAGCAGGAGGGCCACGCCCGGGACCUUCGGCGGUACGUCCAGUCGGAGCUCUCAGGUUGGCCCGUAGGGCUCCAGGAGUGCCUUGAAAGAACGAUCAUGCAAAAGGCACAAGGUGUCUUCCUGUGGGCAGUAUUGGUGCUCAAUCUGCUAUCGCAAGAUCUGAGGCAGGGCCGUGUUGACGCUUCCAGACUGGCAGAGCGCUUGGAGCGAUUACCACCUGGACUUGGCGACCUCUUCAAGGGACAUGAUCCACAGAGAUCAGAGAGACAUCGAGGAAUUCAAGCUCUGUGUCCAGUGAAUUCUUACGCGUCAGCGCCCCUGUCGCCCGAGGAGUACUAUCAGGCCAUGAUGAUAGGGCUCGAUCCAAGGUCGGAAGAAAGCUAUGCGUCAUGGGACGCCGAUAGUGUCACGGACGAGGUCCUCACACGUUUCAUCACAAGCACAUCGCGAGGACUAGCUGAAGCAACGAGAGGUCAUCAGCCCAAAGUACAGUUCAUCCACAAGUCGGUCAAGGACUAUUUCAUCGAUCAAACCGGCAUGAAGGAGCUCUUUCGGAGUCAGCCGUACGACAUGCCACAUGUCACGAAAGAUUGA